Messenger RNA from Octopus sinensis (East Asian common octopus), 2087 nucleotides. Its product is annotated as E3 ubiquitin-protein ligase ZSWIM2-like. The transcript has 13 exons. The record is from RefSeq and is a predicted model, not a curated record. NCBI's taxonomy places the organism in Eukaryota, Metazoa, Mollusca, Cephalopoda, Octopoda, Octopodidae. Gene Ontology annotation, molecular function: zinc ion binding; ubiquitin protein ligase activity. Bases 134 to 2014 code for a protein of 626 amino acids.
UAGAAGUUUGUAAUUCCCUAGCAACUGUAACCCUGGUGAGCGGCGGCAGGCUGACUGCUUUGCCAACCAAGAACACGGUUGAAUAUUUUUAUUUUUGACAGAAGCUAAUUUCCACAGCAAUGACAGUAUUGAGAUGAACAGUGAAGAAUGUUAUCAAAAAACAUGCAGUGAAGUUGUCAAUAGCAACCAGCUUCUAUCACUCUCAGCCAAAAUCUACAUCUUGAGAACGUUUGGACCUCUCGCAUUUUUGUUGAAGGAAGAUGGGGAAGAGAAGAAUUUCAAGACGUUCCUGGGCCGGAAGCACUGCUGUUCUUGUAGUCUAUUCCUGAGAACCAAAGAACUCUGCAGGCAUAUCUGCUGGCUCCUCCUGAAGAAGUUCCGCCUCACCAUGAAAGAUCCACUGAGUUGGCAGAAAGGACUAUCAGAAAGAGAAAUUGAUGACUUACUUGCCAAAUCAGCAAGCGAUGCCGCUGCCAACAAGACACAGACAAACACAGAGCAGUCAGCAGAAUCAGUGCCUCCAGCAGAUGGCGCUGAACUCAACACUGUCCCCCAGAGAAAAAUUGAUGAAGAUUCUGUUUGUCCAAUUUGUUUGGACAAUUUACUCAAGUCUCACCUGCCUGUCACAUACUGCAGAUAUGGUUGUGGUAACAACAUCCACAUAAAAUGCAUGAAAAUCCAUGCUGAGCACCAGACAACCACAGGCUCUGAGGAGAAAGAUACUGUGAUGUGCCCCAUGUGCCGCGGGGUUUUUGUUAGCCUUGAGAAACUGAAGAUAGAGGAGCGCAACUCAAUGAGUGGCGUGGCCUUCCCCGUGAAACACUACCAUUACGGAUUAGAGUGCUCAACCUGCCAUUUGAAGCCAAUUAUUGGAAACUGCUACAAGUGUACUAUAUGCAACAGCUUUUACCUGUGUCAACAUUGCUUCAACACAUCAGUCCAUGAGGAGCAUCAGUUCAAGUUUAGACAGAGGAGAACACAGAGGUGGAAGAUGGUUGAAAGGAGUUUUAAUUACUCCCUACCUGAGGCCUUGAUCAAGAAUUUGAUGAGACGUGACCUGAAAGAUGAUGACUAUGAAAGUCUUCUUCAGUUAGACAGUGACGAAUUCACACAGUUCAACUCCCUCUCAGAGAAGAUCAUAGAGUCACUUCCCCUCGAGACUGUAACCGAGAACAGUGUCCUGCUGUCCACUGGGGCACAGUGCCACAUCUGUCUCGGUCCCUUCCAGGUAUCAACGCUGGUGCGGAGACUGCCAUAUAGACACAAGUUCCAUCGUGAAUGCAUUGACAACUGGCUCCUCCAUUCUCGUUCCGUGUGUCCCAUUGAUGGCACAAACGCUUGGAAUGCCAAUGCUGUCUUCAAGAAGAAUAACCAAAAAUGCCAAAGCAAGAAGAAAGAACCUCCGACAGAAGAGUUGUCUCUGAAUAUUUCAGGACUUGCCAUUUAUCCUGAGAGUCAGCACAAGUUGGGCCUGGGAAAAACUAAAAAGACAGUAACCACGGCAACAAAGUCACUGAAGGCCAGUGACACAGACAGUGACCUCUCUCUUGCAGGAAUGACCAUCAAGUCGGCCAACAGAAAUUCUUCACCAAACCAGAAAUCUUCUGGUAAUUCUGACAAACUGCUGAAUGCUGCCAAUGGGGAUGCCUGUCCGUCAAACAGAAAGCCCAACAGUGCAAUGUCCUCUCGUCGUAGGUCACUUGUUUUACCACCUCUUAGAGUGAGAAAGAAAAUCUUGAGACAUUCAGCAAAUUCCGUUUCUAAUUCUGACAAGAACUCUGGCAACAAUGGAAUCAGUAAAAUUCUUCAGCCAUUUUGUCACCUGGUUUUGACUGAUAAAGCAGAGCCUGAGACUGAAAACAUAAGACUGAGGAGCAACCUGCUGGAAGGGCAAUACGUAGACGAACUUCGUCGUUCACCAUUGGAGGAUAAAACAGCCAAAUCUCAAAAGAAACAGUUGAUUAAAGAUGAAGAUUUGCAUCUGCAAGGCUCAGGAGUUAGCUGUCUCUUGUGAUUGUGUGAUUGCUGUGUAUGCAUGUGUGUGUGUGUUUAUGUAUGUGUGCGUUUAUGUGUGUAUAUGUGUCCUG